Molecule: messenger RNA, 2255 nt
Organism: Bactrocera tryoni
Lineage: Eukaryota; Metazoa; Arthropoda; Insecta; Diptera; Tephritidae
Product: digestive organ expansion factor homolog
Exons: 3
Coding region: 83-2200 (705 amino acids)
Biological process (GO): maturation of SSU-rRNA from tricistronic rRNA transcript (SSU-rRNA, 5.8S rRNA, LSU-rRNA)
Cellular component (GO): nucleolus; small-subunit processome
Molecular function (GO): U3 snoRNA binding; rRNA binding
Source: RefSeq, a predicted model, not a curated record
AAAAGUUGUACACCUUACAUCCUCACGCGUAUUUUGAUAUUUUAUAUUUCUAUAAAGGAACUCCAAAACAUUGUCCGACAAUAUGGGAGCGAAGAAAAAGCCAAAAACCGCGGAGCGUAAUCCUCACCUGAAUAAAACAACUAAAAAUCUUAAAUUUAAACGAAAAGCGAAGGAAAUGAUGGAACAGCACCGGAAACAGGCACUUUUGGAAAAAUCCUACAGAGAAAAGGAGGAAAUCAAAAUGGAUGAAGCCGAAGGCAAAAUAUUUGAAUUCAUAAAGGAUGAGGAAGAUGAUAAUGCCGAAACUAAUACAUUCAACGAACUUAUGGAUACCCUCUCCGCAAAAGAACAAGAUUAUAUCUCCGCGGAUGAUUCCCUUGGUGACGAUACGGAUGAUGAAUUAUCUGUUGCUCCUGAAGCGAAACCUGCUGAGGAAGAUGUGGUUGAGGAAGCUGCACAAGAAGUUGAGGAAUUAGAAGCAGUAGAGUCCAAUGACACAUUUGCGCAGCAUUUUGAUUUCGAUUUGCCGCUUGAAAGUGUGGAUAACUUAUGGACCGUACAGAGUGAAGUUAAGAGAAGCGUACUUACUUGGCCACAUUUGGGUUCCAUCAAAAUGCAAAUACCACAAUUUGUAUGUGAAGAACUAUCUAAAAAUGAACUUAAUUGGAAUAACAAUUACAAACUACUUGGCACGGAACAUUUACAUACAAUGAAUAUUAGAUCAGUUAUACUAGACAACUUUACAAAAGAAAUCACACCCUUGCAAGCAGAAGUUUUUCAAAUACUCAAUCACUAUAAUGAUUUCUGUCAUCCCAACGUGCAGAAGGACAAAAUAGAUGAAUUACGUUUAUGUUACAGUGCGCACAUUUUGAAUCAUAUGCUAAAGACGCGUAAUCGCAUACUAAAACAUAAUAUGAAAUUGGCAGCUACACCAAAUAUAGUGACCAUACCGGACAGUUAUCGAGAUCAAGGAUUGGCGCGACCCAAAGUACUUGUCAUUUUGCCAUUCAGGAAAUGUGCCUAUCAAAUUGUGACAAAUAUGGGUCGGCUAUUGUACGGCAAAAAUAUGGAAACAAAAUUAAUGAACUUCUCGCGUUUCACUGACGAAUAUACGGGUGACAGCUUGCGUUUCCCGCAAAACAAACCGAAACCGGAAGACUACGUAGAAACGUUUAAAGGGAAUAUAGAUGACAAUUUUAAAAUUGGUAUUUCUAUAACCAAGAAGAACUUAAAACUUUACACGGACUUCAAUGCAUCCGAUAUUAUUAUUGCAUCACCAUUGGGUCUACGUUUGGGCAUAGCAUCAAACAGCAAAGAGACUGGCGCCUUUGAUUUUUUAAAUUCGAUUGAACUUCUGAUAUUGGACAAGGCGGAAAUGUUUUUAGCACAGAAUUGGGAAAAUCUACUACAUGUAAUAGAUCACUUGCACCUGCAGCCACAAUCUUUAACUAAUGUUAACUUACAACGUGUACGCCCAUGGUGUUUGAAUGGCUUAUGUCGUUUUUAUCGGCAAACAGUGGUGCUGUCCUCGCAUGAACUACCCGAAAUACGUUCACUUUUCUUCAAUAAAUGCUUCAACUACUGUGGUAAAGUGUCUAUUUCGAAUCCGAUUCGACAAGGUGACAUAAGCAACGUCUUUGUUACCACACCGCAAAUAUUUAAUUUAAUAGAUACCACAAGUUUGGACUCGGUUUUCGAUACACGCUUCCGCUAUUUCAUCAAAGAAAUACUACCACGUUAUAGAAAGCCUUCUUUUGCACAUUGUAUGAUAUAUGUACCGAGUUACUUCGAUUAUGUACGUUUGCGUAACUAUUUGAAAGCCGAAUCUAUAAGCUUUGCGCAAAUUUGUGAAUACACCAAAAAGGAGAAGGUGGCGCGUGCGCGAGACAUGUUCUAUCACAGCGGUGUGCACUUUUUACUUUACUCAGAACGAUAUCACUUCUAUCAGCGUACACGCAUAAAGGGUAUACGCCAUUUGAUUAUGUAUCAGCCGCCAAUGUGGCCGCAGUUGUAUUCAGAGAUGGUCAAUAUGAUGAAUGAAAGCAAUCAGAAUGCGGCAGAUGGCUUGGACGAUUCGAUGAGCAUUACUGUGUUGUACACAAAAUAUGAUCUAAUACAGCUAAAUGCAAUUCUGGGUACAGAGUCAGCGGCAGAAUUACAAAAUUCUAAUAAAACUAUACAUAGUUUUACGAUUAAGUAGCAAAUUAUUACUUAUAAGUAAUUGUAAAUAUAAAAAUACAAUACUACUUAACAAU